AUGAAUUCUUUACUUUUACGACAAACUCCUGGGCUUUAUAAGUAAGUUUACUGUUUUUUCUUAGUGUUCUUUUGGUGUUUAGGUAUGAAAUUUGGAGAUUUAAUCGUAAAUUUUGGCUAUAUUGUUUUAGAUGGUUAUAGAUUGAAGAAAGUUCAGUUUUAUUAAAAUUAAGUUUCAGAAAUGUCGCAAAACUUCACACGGGCAAAAACAUGUUAAAAGGAGCACAAAGUCAACUGAAAGAGUGUGAUUCUAUCCAAGCAUCGUAUCUUCUGAACGAUCGUUGUAUAUUAGUAGAUGAGCAAGAUAAUGUGAUUGGUCACGCAUCAAAGGGCGACUGUCAUCACGCUGAUUCAGCCGGGUUACACAGGGCAUUUAGUGUGUUUUUGUUUACACCUGAUAAGAAGUUGAUUUUGCAAAAGCGAUCAGCAUCAAAGGUCACUUUUCCUUCAGUUUGGACCAAUAGCUGUUGUAGUCAUCCUUUAUAUGUGGAAGAUGAGAUGGAUCAUUCCAAUAAUGCUGUUGGUGUGCGACGAGCUGCUCAAAGAAAGUUGGAACACGAAUUGGGAAUUCAGGAGUUGGAUAUGGAGAGGAUGAAUGUUAUGGGCAGGUAAGGAAUAUUAUACUUGAAUCAAAAUUUAUGAGCUUUUUAUUUUAGUUGUUUUAGGGCUUUAAACUAAAAAAACUGGUUUUAGAUUCUUGUACAAAGCUUCAUCAGAUUCAGAAUGGCUUGAACAUGAACUGGACUACGCAUUGGUUGUCACAAAUUUCAAUCCCGCUGAUAUUCAUCCAAAUCCUGAAGAAGUGGCUGAUGUGAUGUCUGUAGAUCCUCAUAAGUUACGGGACAUGAUUCAAAGUAUGUUUUUUGUAUUUUUAUAUUGUUUAACUGUUUAGGAAGAGUUAUUUGACUCACUUUUGCUGUUUUACAUGCAUUUUUCGUCAAGUUAUAAGCUGUUUUGGCAUGGGUAAAAUCAGAAUUUGAUGGUUAUUUUACUGCUUCUGACAUAAAUCAGAAGUUUUUUUAUUAUAGUUUUAGAAAUGAUAAUUAAAAUGUAGUAUAGAGUAUUCUACGCCUAAUCAUAUCAAUCUUCACUUUCAGCAAAGCGAUUUUCUCCUUGGUUCGCCCUGUUCAAUCAGUUCAACUGGCUCAGUUCAUGGUGGAAUAAUCUCGACGAUCUCUCGAAACUAAGCGACAUGAAAACGAUUCAUCGCCUUAAUUGA
Molecule: messenger RNA, 1218 nt
Organism: Bursaphelenchus okinawaensis
Lineage: Eukaryota; Metazoa; Nematoda; Chromadorea; Rhabditida; Aphelenchoididae
Source: the annotation of a GenBank genome assembly